This is a messenger RNA of Labeo rohita (rohu), 3526 nucleotides long. It is a transcript of the gene mylk4a, whose product is annotated as myosin light chain kinase family, member 4a. Lineage: Eukaryota; Metazoa; Chordata; Actinopteri; Cypriniformes; Cyprinidae. Gene Ontology annotation, cellular component: nucleus; cytoplasm. Gene Ontology annotation, biological process: protein phosphorylation; positive regulation of apoptotic process; intracellular signal transduction. The record is from RefSeq and is a predicted model, not a curated record. The transcript has 14 exons. Gene Ontology annotation, molecular function: protein serine/threonine kinase activity; ATP binding. Bases 255 to 2510 code for a protein of 751 amino acids.
GGCUCAUUCCAUUCUUAGUGUGACCUCCACUUUGUUGAGGUCCAUAGAGUGUUCAAUGGAGAGGAAGAGAUGGACGGAUCAGCUUGUUAUUAAGGGAUUUAAAAUGUCUUGUUUUCGUUCGGCUUCAGCCUCGUAUGAGUUUUCCACUUGGCUUAUUGUUGGAUUAUCGAUGCUUUGUUGAAUAUCCAGCUACAUCCUCUGCAAGUGAACCUCUGUUAGUUUGUGCACAAGUCUAGUUGGUUUUAGUUGAGACCAUGAGUUCUGCUAACUCCAGCACAGGUAUCGACCUGCUCCAGGUCAGGAUGGAUUCCUUGAGCAGCAAAAUGGACAAGCUCAUAAGCAUCCAGGAAAAAGUGCUCAGCCGACUCGACGGCAUGUCUCAGGACAUCGAUUGGAUUGAGAAAGACGUCGAAACUCUGAAAGUGGAAAAGGAGGAGAUCCAUUUUCCUCCAGUUAUCCGUACAGGACCAGCCCAUGAGAUGAAGGAGAUGUGCCAGGAAAUGAACAGCAUCAUGUUGGCAGUAAAUCAACGCUCGGAGCAGCAGACCCAAAAGCUGGAGGGAAUGGAAAGACUGGUGAUGAGCAUUCAACAGGCGGUCAGCUUUAUUGGAGAAACUGUGAAAACGUCCAAAAUCAUGGAUAUUAUGUUCAAAGGGCCAGCUUCUCGAAAAAGCAAAGCAAGUUUGGCCCUCAGGUCCAAGGACAGUAAAAUCAAACUUAUUACCAAAUGCUUGGCCUCAGAUAACAACCAUCCCGUCACUAUUAAGCUAAAAGAUCCCAAAGUUAAAGAUGGGAAGUUUCGCCUGAGCCUCAAAAGCCUCAAAGCGCAGAAGAAGAAGAAACCACCCGAUUCAACUGUAGAUACAGUCACUUUGAAAAAGCAGGCACUGUUGCUUGAAGAGGUUCAGAAACUAAAUCAAGAAAAUGCUGAACGCUCUGAAGCAUCCCAAAAGCUGGAAGAAGGUGUGCAGAAACCAGACGAUGGCUUGGUUGCUCCAAUUCAGCAGGACCUCAUCCUGGAGGAAGCCAAAACGCUUGAACCCGAGCAAGAGAAGAACUCGAAAGAAGAGAAAGAGGUCACUUUUGAGCAGAAAGAAGACGUGAUGAAAGACACAGAGCCAAAGAUAGAGGAGAUCCAAGCGGAAACACCAACUUUAGCAGAAGAAGACACUAAGGCGAUACCCCUGAAGACCACAGAUGUACUCAAAGAUCAGGAGGUAGAGCAUACGAAGGACCAGACAAUUACUAAAGCUCCUGCAGAACCUGACAUUACUGAUUCGGAGCCUCCUACACCAAUUGAGAACUCAGUGCAAAGUAUUGAGACUGAGCAGACAGAUGAGGUGACUACCAGCAGCAAACGGCGUGUAACAGAAGAAGAUCUGGGUUUGGAGGACCACAAGAAGAGCAGGGUUGAGGAGGGAGAAGACAAGAGCGAGCAGGAGCCACAGGAACCCGAAGAUCUGCGUGGUGUUUUCAAAGCCGAUGGUGUGGAAAUCGAGUUGGAUUUCAGCAAACUGAAGAAGGAGCGCUAUGAGGAUGAAAAUGAAGAGCACACUGAUCAUUUAUUCAUUGAUUGCACCCCACCUCCACCAGCACCGUUCAACCACCGCGUGGUGUCUGCCAAACCCAACCAGAUUAACAACUUCUACACUAUCAAUCGGCAGGAGGUUCUUGGAGGUGGUCGAUUCGGUCAGGUGCAUAAAUGCAUUGAAAAUUCUUCGGGACUUACUUUGGCUGCCAAGAUAAUCAAAGCUAGGAGUCCAAAAGAAAAGGAGGUGGUGAAGAAUGAGAUUCAGGUUAUGAAUCAGCUCAACCAUGCAAACCUGAUCCAGCUCUACGCCGCCUACGAGUCCAGAAACGACAUUAUCCUUGUACUUGAAUAUGUUGAUGGAGGUGAACUCUUCGACCGAAUCAUCGAUGAGAACUACAAGCUGACGGAGCUCGACACGGUGAUGUUCAUCAGGCAGAUCUGUGAAGGCUUGCGCUACAUGCACCAAAUGUACAUCCUCCAUCUGGACCUAAAGCCAGAGAACAUUCUGUGUGUCAGCAGACUCACAAAUAAAAUCAAGAUCAUCGACUUUGGACUGGCCAGGAAGUAUCAGCCCAGAGAGAAGUUACGGGUGAAUUUCGGGACGCCGGAGUUUCUCUCUCCUGAGGUGGUCAACUUUGAUUUUGUGUCGUUCAACACGGACAUGUGGAGUCUGGGCGUGAUCACCUACAUGCUGCUCAGCGGUUUGUCACCCUUCCUUGGCGACGAUGAAAAUGAGACGCUGAACAACAUUUUGUCCUGUCAGUGGAACUUCGAGGAGGAUGAAUUCUCAGAAGUCUCAGAAGAAGCCAAGGAUUUUAUUUCCAAACUGCUUGUGGUGGAUAAAAGUUGGAGGAUAGGAGCCUCUGAAGCACUGAAGCACCCGUGGCUGUCAGAUCCAGCCGUUCACUUCCGUCUGCAUCAGAAGAAAAAUAAAUGCCGCUCACGCAGAAACUCCUGUCUGCCUCCACCUGAGAGUUAAUGGACCAAGCCUGCUGUGGAACCAUGAGGAUUACUGGACAUUAUAUUAUAUACAGAUACACUGCAAACACUGCCGUUUUACUGUAUGUUCCCCGUAAACAUUAAUGGCAUUUCUUAAAUUAUAUAUAUAUGUCGUGUGAAGUUCUAUUCCAGAAUUUGAAGUGAAGGUGUAAUUUGAUCUUCAUCCAGCCUCACAAUCUUCCUGAUUUGGGUUUUAUACACUGAUUCUGAAAUCAAAUAGAAAUCAAAAUAUAUAUAUAUAUAUAUAUAUAUAUAUUUAAUUUCACUUCAAAAAUGCAAAAAAAGUCACACUAUAUGAGCCUUUAUAAUACUAUAUUAUAUAAUCAAAACAACAUAUUCUAAACUAGGGAAAUAUAAGCAGUGUAAAGCAGUCGUUUGGCUGCACAAAAAAACAUACUUGAACCAUAAAGCAAACUAAAUCAUAACAUGAGGUUUGAGCCUUUAUAUAUAAUGCGUUAUAAAAGUAGUUUUCAUGCAUUAAUUGUGCCUUGUAAUGAACCUUAUAAUGCACUGUAUGAUCUCAUGUAUAAUUGUAACUACAGUUAUAGUACAUUAUAAUACUUAUCUAUUCAUUGUUUCAGCUUUAAUGCAUUAAACACAUGACAAACAAAACCUUUAAAUAUUAUAAUGCAUUUUAACUUUGGUUAGUUAUUUAUGACAAGAUAAAAUGCAUUAGAGCGUGAAUACCUUUAUAAUGCAUUAUACAGAAAGGCAUUAAGUGAAGUGUUACCAUAGCUUUUGGCUAUUAUAAAUAAACUUUAGCUCCAUCACUGUAGCAUUGUGAUUUUCACGCCUCCUCAAUAGUAUGCUGAUUUUUGAAUGCACCUAAUAUAAAUAUGAGAGAUGAUUUUUGAGUGAAUAUUGUUGUCAUAAACGUUGUUUUUAGGUUUUACAUGUUAUACAAGAAAUAAAAGGGAUGCAAGCUGUGAUUCUGAUGGCAAGCAGAAAAAAUUAUUAUGUUAAAGCUAAUAUAUAUUAAUAAGUUUUUUUUUUUUU